This is a messenger RNA of Saprolegnia parasitica CBS 223.65, 1565 nucleotides long. RefSeq lists its product as hypothetical. Gene Ontology annotation, biological process: regulation of DNA-templated transcription. Gene Ontology annotation, cellular component: RSF complex. NCBI's taxonomy places the organism in Eukaryota, Oomycota, Saprolegniomycetes, Saprolegniales, Saprolegniaceae. The transcript has 5 exons. The coding region runs from base 15 to 1532 and encodes 505 amino acids. The record is from RefSeq and is a predicted model, not a curated record.
GGGCCAUCGUGGAAAUGGGUGAACCUGGGGAUGCGCAGGGCUUGAUGGUCUGGGAGAAGCGCAAGCGCGUGAAGCCGACGAUAUUCCAGGUGGAGGACUAUGAGCCGAAAAAGCGGCAGACGAAGCCGGCGGCGAAGAAGCCUGCUCCUGCCAAGGCCAAGGCGACGAGCAAGGCGAAGAAGCAGGAGGACGAUGCCGAGGUCAAGCCAGCCAAGAAGGCCAAGACCAGCGCCAAGAAAGAACCAGCGCCCAGCAAGGGUCUCGAUAUCGCCGAGUUCAAGAAGCUCCUGGGUAGUCCGUUCUAUUUGGAAGAUGGCGCCGAGUGGCAUGGCACCGACAUUGACUUUGACGAGCUCGCGACGUUGCGAUCCAUGUGGCAGCUUCCGGCCGCGUGCCACAUUCUCUGGCUUCUCCAGCGACCACUCAACUUGAAGAUCUACGGCACGCUGCGCGAGUACGAAGCGGCGCUCCUCAACCCCGAGACGAGCGUCGUGCUUGAAGAGGUCUUUACAAAGCUGCUGCUCGCCAAGAAGGAACGCGACCGGCUGGCGCAAGGGGCUGGGCUCACGUACGACUGGUGGAACAAGCGACUGAAGGAGCAUUAUGCGGGCCGGUACCAAAAGCUGGCCAGUCUCAAGCGACGAGCCAACGCCACGUCCGGGUCGGACGAGCCAGUCGACGACGAGGACGACAACGAGGACGACGAAAACAAUAGCAACACGGGCGACGAGUCCGUCGACGAGACGCCCAAGCCUUCGCGUCGACUCAAGGAUUUGUCGGACGACGAGUGGGCGCUUCUGGACCGUCUUGGCGCAAGCUUGGGACUGCUCGGCGACAAAAACCCGCUUGAGACGCACGACUUUAAGGCUCUCGACCCACGCACGCGCUGCUUGGUCCUCCUCGACUUGUGCGAGUCGACCGUGAGCCACCCAUCCAACUUGGAGUACAUUCGCGAAAUGGAGGACGACGACUUGCGCGUGCAGCCCAUUGGCACGGACCGGGUCGGGAACCGGUACUUUUACUAUGCGCAGUUUUACCACGAGCGCCGCGUGUACCGUCUCUCGCCGGACGCCGAUGCGUCGUGGGAGCUCUGGGCCAAGGGGCUGGACACUGUCACGGCGCUGCACGACGCGCUGUUGCUGGCGACGAAGCGCGGCCGCCGUGUCGCUGGCGAGACCGAGCUCAUCGACCACGUGGAAGCGAUGCUGGAGAUGAUGCACAACGACGCCGCUGACAUGAAGCGUGAGGAAGAGAAGGCACUCAAACGCGCGAUUCUCGAGGCCAUGCCCCGCAAACGCUCAGCGCGCAUCCAAGUGCUCACGAUGGAAAAGUUUGAAGAAGAGCAGCAAGAGCGCGAAACACGCCUUGCGAAAGAGUCGGCCGAGGAAGAACGCCGACGGCACAAGGCGGAUGCCGCCACUGCCAAAGAAAUGGAGCGCAAGCGUCUCUUGACCGAAAUGGACCAGCGCCAGGCGUUGAAUACGGACCGGCUAACGCGGCGCCAGAAGAAGCUCGUAGAAGAAAAGGCGUAGCCACUUGCAAUCAAGUGCUGAUUGAGUCAUCUC